Molecule: messenger RNA, 2325 nt
Organism: Oncorhynchus nerka (sockeye salmon)
Lineage: Eukaryota; Metazoa; Chordata; Actinopteri; Salmoniformes; Salmonidae
Exons: 1
Coding region: 1-2325 (774 amino acids)
Source: RefSeq, a predicted model, not a curated record
AUGGCUCAGCACUACCCCCAACAUGGCUCAGCACUACCUCCAACAUGGCUCAGUACUACCCCCAACAUGGCUCAGUACUACCCCAACAUGGCUCAACAUGGCUCAGCACUAACCCCCAACAUGGCUCAGUACUUCCCUAACAUGGCUCAGCACUACCCCAAACAUGGCUCAGUACUACCCCAACAUGGCUCAACACUGGCCCCCAACAUGGCUCAGCACUACCCCCAACAUGGCUCAGCACUACCCCCAACAUGGCUCAGCACUACCCCCAACAUGGCUCAGCACUACCCCCUAACAUUGCUCAGCACUACCCCAACAUGGCUCAGCACUACCCCCAACAUGGCUCAGCACUACCCCCAACAUGGCUCAGCACUACCCCAACAUGGCUCAGCACUACCCCCAACAUGGCUCAGCACUACCCCCAACAUGGCUCAGCACUACCCCCAACAUGGCUCAGCACUACCCCCAACAUGGCUCAGCACUACCCCCAACAUGGCUCAGCACUACCCCAACAUGGCUCAAAAUGCCUCAGCACUACCCCCCAACAUGACUCAACAUGGCUCAGCACUACCCCCAACAUGGCUCAGCACUACCCCAACAUGGCUCAGCACUACCCCCAACAUGGCUCAGCACUACCCCCCAACAUGGCUCAGCACUACCCCAACAUGGCUCAGCACUACCCCAACAUGGCUCAGCACUACCCCCAACAUGGCUCAGCACUACCCCCAACAUGGCUCAAAAUGGCUCAGCACUACCCCCAACAUGGCUCAGCACUACCCCCCAACAUGGCUCAAAAUGCCUCAGCACUACCCCCAACAUGGCUCAACAUGGCUCAGCACUACCCCCAACAUGGCUCAGCACUACCCCCAACAUGGCUCAGCACUACCCCCAACAUGGCUCAGCACUACCCCCAACAUGGCUCAGCACUACCCCCCAACAUGGCUCAGCACUACCCCCAACAUGGCUCAGCACUACCCCCCAACAUGGCUCAGCACUACCCCAACAUGGCUCAGCACUACCCCCAACAUGGCUCAGCACUACCCCCAACAUGGCUCAGCACUACCCCCAACAUGGCUCAACACUACCCCCAACAUGGCUCAGCACUACCCCCAGCACUACCCCCAACAUGGCUCAGCACUACCCCCCAACAUGGCUCAGCACUACCCCAACAUGGCUCAGCACUACCCCCAACAUGGCUCAGCACUACCCCCAACAUGGCUCAAAAUGCCUCAGCACUACCCCCAACAUGACUCAACAUGGCUCAGCACUACCCCCAACAUGGCUCAGCACUACCCCAACAUGGCUCAGCACUACCCCCAACAUGGCUCAGCACUACCCCCAACAUGGCUCAGCACUACCCCAACAUGGCUCAGCACUACCCCAACAUGGCUCAGCACUACCCCCAACAUGGCUCAGCACUACCCCCAACAUGGCUCAAAAUGGCUCAGCACUACCCCCAACAUGGCUCAGCACUACCCCCAACAUGGCUCAAAAUGCCUCAGCACUACCCCCAACAUGGCUCAACAUGGCUCAGCACUACCCCCAACAUGGCUCAGCACUACCCCCAACAUGGCUCAGCACUACCCCCAACAUGGCUCAGCACUACCCCCAACAUGGCUCAGCACUACCCCCAACAUGGCUCAGCACUACCCCCAACAUGGCUCAGCACUACCCCCAACAUGGCUCAGCACUACCUCCAACAUGGCUCAGCACUACCCCCAACAUGGCUCAGCACUACCCCCAACAUGGCUCAGCACUACCCCCAACAUGGCUCAGCACUACCCCAACAUGGCUCAGCACUACCUCCAACAUGGCUCAGCACUACCCCCCAACAUGGCUCAGCACUACCCCCAACAUGGCUCAGCACUACCCCCAACAUGGCUCAACAUGGCUCAGCACUACCCCCAACAUGGCUCUACCCCAACAUGGCUCACCCCAACAUGGCUCAGCACUACCCCCAACAUGGCUCAGCACUACCCCCAACAUGGCUCAGCACUACCCCCAACAUGGCUCAGCACUACCCCCAACAUGGCUCAGCACUACCCCCAACAUGGCUCAGCACUACCCCCAACAUGGCUCAGCACUACCCCCAACAUGGCUCAGCACUACCCCCAACAUGGCUCAGCACUACCCCCAACAUGGCUCAGUACUACCCCAACAUGGCUCAGCACUACCUCCAACAUGGCUCAGCACUACCCCCAACAUGGCUCAGCACUACCCCCAACAUGGCUCAGCACUACCCCCAACAUGGCUCAGCACUACCCCCAACAUGGCUCAACUAUGGGCUCAGCACUACCCCAACAUGGCUCAGCACUACCCCCAUAA